AACUUUGGAUGACACGUGUCAUUCAGAUACGGCGCGCCUGUAAAUAUCCGCAAAGAACGAAAGUAAAACCAAAAGUAACGACGCCGUUUAAUCAUUUGGUCCAGCUACCAUUGGCGCGUGGAGUUUCUCGAGCCCGUGAUCUCACGCGCGAGAAAGGGCAAUUUUUGUGUACAAAAGAAAAAAAGGAAAGAAAAGAACUGAAAAAAGGAAACACAGACAGAGCAAAGUGGUUAGACAGAGACAGAGGCUUCUUCUCUUUUCAGCUUCGGGGUGCCGAAGAAGACGCGGCGGAGGAUCAACGGUGAAACAUUACACAGUGACAGAUUCCUCUCUCUCUCUCUCUCUGAGGGAGUGACAAAUCGGUCAUUUCGAUGCCGGGCUUCCGCCGCUGCUUACCUUCCGGCGGGGGCUCUGCCACCUGCGGCGUUGCUACGGAGAUUCGCCGUGUCCGAUACUUUUCAUCGAGGAAUGGCUUUGUUCCCCUUGAUUAUCCUUAGUCCGCUACAUAACGAGCCGGAAAAUUUAUUUUGGAUGAUUUGAUUUGGUAGAUUUAAGUUUGAGAUUAGAUGAAAUCAUGAAAGCGUUACGGCGAAGCCACACCUCCACUUCGUCUGGGAAUCCGACGUUUUCGGCUUCUUCCUCUUCUUCUUGGACCCAUCUCCGAUCGGUUCUUUUCGUAGCGAACCCUUCAUCCCAAUAUUCGACCCCUUCGUCCGAUCGGAGUCGGCGGAAAUCUCCGUGGUCUCGCCGGAAAAGGAAACCGGCACUCACGCCGCAACAGUGGAAGAGUUUGUUCACGCCGGAGGGCAAAUUCCGUGAUGGCGGGGUUGGAUUCCUGAAGAAAGUCAGAAGCAGAGGUGUUGAUUCCAGCAUCCGACCAGAAGUGUGGUUGUUCCUACUCGGAGUGUAUGACUUGAACAGCUCCGGUGAAGAAAGAGAGGUGGUAAGAACCGAGAAAAGGAAGGAGUAUGAGAAACUGCAGAGACAGUGCCGGAUGCUUCUGACCUGCUGCAAUGGAAGUAAUCAAAAUGGUUGCAAUGGAAAUUCAUCUGAUGUUGGUGAUGAUCGGUGCUGCCCCGAAGAAGCUACCGAGUCUCCUUUCGGAGAGAUCAACAGCCAUAACAUCGGAUUCGUGGAUGAACCCGAACCCGAACCCUGGAAAGAUAUCUCUGCAGCGAAUUCCGAGUCAUCUGAUUCAGACUCCAGUGAAGACCCCGAAGAUGUUUUGCGAUUCCCGUCGUUUAUGUUUAGCGACGAGAGAAACCGAGAGAAAAGUCCCGAAAUCCGAUCAGAGGUCGAGGUGCAUGAAGAUUUCUCUACAUGGCAGCGUAUCAUCCGCCUUGAUGCACUGCGAGCUGAUUCUGAAUGGGCGACCUAUUCCCCAAAAGCUUCUGCAGUUACAGAAAGCAGAGCACGGCGUUCUGCUGAAUCCGUCGGGUUAAAAGACUAUGACCACCUAGAGCCCUGCAGGCUCUUCCACGCCGCCCGGCUCGUCGCCAUUCUCGAAGCAUAUGCUCUAUAUGAUCCCGAGAUCGGAUACUGCCAGGGGAUGAGCGACCUGCUUUCCCCGAUCAUGGCCGUGAUCACGGAUGAUCACGAGGCUUUCUGGUGCUUCGUGGGUUUCAUGAAGAAGGCUCGCCAUAAUUUCAGGCUCGACGAAGCAGGUAUCCAAAGACAGCUAAACCUCGUAUCGAGAAUAAUCAAAUGCAAGGACUCGCAGCUUUACAAGCACUUGGAAAAUCUCCAAGCCGAAGAUUGCAGCUUCGUUUACAGGAUGGUAUUGGUGAUGUUUAGGAGGGAACUCACAUUUGAACAGACCCUCUGCCUCUGGGAAGUGAUGUGGGCGGAUCAAGCCGCCAUUAGAGCCGGUGUUGGCGGAAAAUCUCCGUGGAGCAGAAUCCGGCAACAGGCACCGCCCACCGAUGAUCUGUUGCUCUACGCUAUAGCGGCAUUAGUACUGCGUAGGAAACUGAUCAUACAGAAAUACAACAGUAUGGAUGAGAUCGUGGAGGAAUGUAACAGCAUGGCCGGACAUCUCGAUGUGUGGAAGCUUCUAGAUGACGCUCAUCACCUCGUUGUGAUCCUCCACGACAAGAUCGGAUCAUAAAGUUUGAUGCUUUACUGGUUCCGAUCGACCUCUAAAGCCCUAUUAGACAGGGUUUAAGGUUAAUCUCUACCUGUUCUAACCAAACAAGCACACUCUCUGCUCGACUUGUCUGCUUUAACAGGGCAUGCUCUUUUGUUUCUCUUUAUUUUUCCUUCUAUAACACAGAGAACACAAAACUAUGUCACUGUAAACCAGAUGACGAUAGAACAGACAUUCCUCUUGAAUGUUGAGGAUUACUCUGAAUCAUUGUCUUCUCCACAAUACCAUCUUGCAUGGACCAUAUUUAUAUUGAACAAAGCCAAUCCUAUGUUUACCA
This is a messenger RNA of Tarenaya hassleriana, 2423 nucleotides long. RefSeq names its product GTPase-activating protein gyp7-like. The transcript has 6 exons. Lineage: Eukaryota; Viridiplantae; Streptophyta; Magnoliopsida; Brassicales; Cleomaceae. The record is from RefSeq and is a predicted model, not a curated record. Gene Ontology annotation, biological process: activation of GTPase activity. Gene Ontology annotation, molecular function: GTPase activator activity. The coding region runs from base 575 to 2107 and encodes 510 amino acids.